This is a messenger RNA of Pteropus alecto (black flying fox), 1355 nucleotides long. RefSeq names its product methyltransferase like 17 (gene METTL17). Gene Ontology annotation, biological process: translation. The transcript has 10 exons. The record is from RefSeq and is a predicted model, not a curated record. Gene Ontology annotation, cellular component: mitochondrial small ribosomal subunit. The coding region runs from base 4 to 1140 and encodes 378 amino acids. NCBI's taxonomy places the organism in Eukaryota, Metazoa, Chordata, Mammalia, Chiroptera, Pteropodidae. Gene Ontology annotation, molecular function: methyltransferase activity; structural constituent of ribosome.
AGGAUGUUCGCCGCGGCGAGUGAGACUGAGGGUCACAGGCACCUGAAUUUCCGUUUCCGGUUCGUCUCCGGCGCCAUGGCGACCACUAGCGGACCGAGGUAUCUAUGGACUUUAGGCAGAUGGCGCCGUGGUCUUGGUGUAGCUUCCCCGUCCCGGGCUCUCGCCGCCCUUGUGCCCGGCGUAUCUCAGGUGGAUAACAAGUCUGAUUUUCUGGGGAAGAGGCCCCAUCGCCGGCACCCUGGCAUCAUGCAGCUGCCGCGCUUGAGGCUGCCCCAAGCGCUGACUGACACCGCGCAGUUACUGCUGCUCAAAUGCUCAAUGCCCAAUGUGGAGAAGCAGGUGCAAGCACUGACCAAUUAUCUCUGGAGCCGACAUUUACCAAUAGAGCCAGAGGAGUUACAAAGACGGGCUGUACAUCUUGAGAAAAAAUUCCUGGAAAACACAGACUUAUCUCAGACAGAGGAGAAACUUCGUAAAGCAGUGCUGCAUGCCAUGCGUAAAACUACCUACCAUUGGCAAGAACUGAGCUACAAUGAGGGACUCAGCCUGGUGUAUAUGGCAGCAAGACUGGAUGGUGGCUUUGCAGCAGUCUCCAGAGCAUUCCAUGAGAUCCAGACUCGAAUUCCAGAGUUCCAACCACAAACCUUGAUGGACUUCGGGUCAGGUACUGGUUCUGUCACCUGGGCCGCUCAUAGUAUUUGGGGCCAGAGCCUACGUGAAUAUAUGUGUGUGGACAGUUCACCUGCCAUGUUGGAUUUGGCAGAAAAGCUACUGAAAGGUGGUUCAGAAUCCGGGGAGCCUUAUGUUCCAGGUGUCUUUUUCAGACAGUUUCUACCUGUGUCACCCAAGGUACAGUUCAGUGUGGUGGUAUCAGCCUUUUCCCUAAGUGAGCUGCCCAGCAAAGCUGUCCGCACUGAAGUAGUCCAAACCUUGUGGCGCAAGACAAGUGAUUUUCUAAUACUGGUAGAAAAUGGUACAAAAGCAGGGCACCACCUUCUCAUGGAAGCCAGGGACCUGGUCCUUAAGGUAAAAGUCUUUCCCUUCUCCCUCCUCCCCUGCCACUGCCAACCACCACCACUACCUCUGUCACCAAUUACUGGUACUCCCUUGAAAACUGAAAAGACUGUCAUACAAUGGUAAGGGUGACUCAGGAUAGUAGACAUGUAAAGUCAUUAUAAUAUAGGGUAGUGAUUGGCAAACUAGAGCCUGUGGAUCAAAUCUGGCCUGCCACUUGUGUCUGUAUGAGCCAGGCUUAUCCGAGUGUCUGUUGUGUAUGGCUACUUUCACAGUACAAAUGGCAGUUGAAUAGCUGGGACAGAUACAUAUUUUGCCUACUCUCUGGGCCUUUUAAAAAA